Molecule: messenger RNA, 2945 nt
Organism: Eriocheir sinensis (Chinese mitten crab)
Lineage: Eukaryota; Metazoa; Arthropoda; Malacostraca; Decapoda; Varunidae
Exons: 2
Coding region: 251-1432 (393 amino acids)
Biological process (GO): regulation of transcription by RNA polymerase II
Cellular component (GO): transcription regulator complex; nucleus
Source: RefSeq, a predicted model, not a curated record
UAUAGGCAGUAUAAUAGGUGCUGGCACAGACAAUGUAGUUCCAGCCGGGUUUAGUGGCGGCGCAGCGUUGCCGCCGCGAGGUCAGGUCAUUUCAGCACGUGUGGCCCAUUGCCCACACAGGCUCAAGCUACCUCCCCAUCACCCCGACUUUUCCCGUGGCCGUGCACGGUCUGGCGCCGUAAACUUCAGGAGACUAUAAUAUUUAUGAAAACUUUAAAACGGCACGCUCACGGCGAGUCUGCCGUCCCGGAUGCACGCACGGCAACCCCCGCGCCGCCCCGCCCCGCGGCGGCCACGGGGCGGGGCGGGGCCAGUCUCUGCACGGCAGGCUGCCGCAUCUACCCACGGCAGCCGUCCGUCAGCUGUCCCUCGGUGUUACAGUGCCAUCCUUGCCGCCAACAUGGACAGUGACGACGGUGUGGAGUCCAUAGACAAAGACCAGCUCAUCCUCCUGGUGGAGGCGCGGCCCGUGCUGUGGAACAGGGAGCUGGAGGACUACAAGAGCCGCAGCAUGACGGCCAUCGCCUGGCGGCAGGUGUGCGGCGAGCUGAACCCGGACUUCGCGGCGCUUAGCGACCGCGAGAAGACAGAGUACACACGGUUCGUGAUGAGAAAAUGGACCAACAUCAAGGACAGCUGGAUCAAGGCGGAGAAGAGGAAGGUGGAAAGUAGUAAGCCUGGUUCUGGCAAGCGGCCGUGCAGGAGGUAUAUCUAUGCGAAGCAGCUGUCCUUUCUCAGGAAAAAUCUGAAGCUCCAGGGCGCGGAGUACAAUUUUACGCCCAAGAGUACAAGAAAUAAUAAAACUGACACCACACCUCUAAGUGCCUCUGGCUCGCCUGAAGGAGUCCCUCCCACACAGCCUGCCUGGCCAGCCAAGGUGAGGAAGGUGGAGGAAGGCGAGCAGACAACACUCAACGGCUCGGAGUCUCCGGAAGGCCGCCAACGCUCCUUCAUGCGAGGCAGAAGCUCAGAAUCUCCAGUUAGCCGCCGCAUUUCCUUCAAGAGAAGAAACAGCUCGGAAUCUCCUGAAAGCCGCCACGUGUCUUGCAUGAGAGUCAGCAGCUCGGAGGGUCCAGAGAACCGCCACAUUUCCUUCAUGAGAGGGAUCCUUCCUUCACUGGCAAAGUUUAGUGACGAACAAGUUGUGGAGUUCCAAAUGGGCGUGUUGAAUGUGCUGCAGAGUGUGAGGGAAGGCCGGCGCUUCUCUGAUCCUGCCAGCGUUCAUUCCCAGCCCUUCCAUCUGCCCGCCGUAUACCCGCAGCACCUCAGCAACCCCCCACGCCCGCCCGCGACGCAGGACACGGCGUCGGCGGAGGAACAGAACACCAAAGCGGAGGGCAACGACAAGAGCCAGCAAAUCAUCAUUCCGACGUCACCGACACACCUCCCACCCGCCUCGGACGUGUCAGAGAAUUCGUGCAGCAACCAGUGAUUGCAGUGCACGUCUCUGGUUUGACGUGCACUGAACUCUUAACGAAUAAUUCAUCACUUAGGAAGUUAGUUAAUUAUCACUUCGUUAGAGCAUAUGAAAAUUAUUAUUGAUUUUUUUUCUUUUCUGUUGUGCUAGACAUAUUGAAAGCCUUCGAUAGAGUCUGGCACCAGUCUUUGCUUUCUAAACUGCCCUCUUUCGGAUUCUAUCCCUCUCUCUGUUCCUUUAUCUCCAGUUUCCUUUCCGGCCGUUCUAUCUCUGCGGUGGUAGACGGUCACUGCUCUUCCCCUAAACCUAUCAACAGUGGCGUUCCACAGGGCUCUGUCCUAUCACCCACUCUCUUCCUGUUAUUCAUCAAUGAUCUUCUUUCCAUAACAAACUGUCCUGUCCACUCAUACGCCGACGACUCCACUCUGCAUUAUUCAACUUCUUUCAAUAGAAGACCCUCUCAACAGGAAGUACACGACUCCAGACUGGAGGCUGCAGAACGCUUAACCUCAGACCUUGCUAUCAUUUCCGAUUGGGGCAGAAGGAACCUUGUGUCCUGCAAUGCCUCAAAAACUCAAUUUCUCCACCUAUCAACUCGACACAAUCUUCCAAACACCUAUCCCCUAUUCUUCGCCAACACUCAGCUGUCACCGUCUUCAACACUAAACAUCCUCGGUCUAUCCUUAACUCAAAAUCUCAACUGGAAACUUCAUAUCUCCUCUCUCGCUAAAUCAGCUUCCUCGGGGUUGGGCGUUCUGUAUCGUCUCCACCAGUUCUUCUCCCCCGCGCAGUUGCUAUCCAUAUACAGGGGCCUUGUCCGCCCUCGUAUGGAGUAUGCAUCUCACGUGUGGGGAGGCUCCACUCACACAGCUCUUCUGGACAGAGUGGAGUCUAAGGCUCUUCGUCUCAUCAGCUCUCCUCCUCCUACUGAUAGUCUUCUACCUCUUAAAUUCCGUCGCGAUGUUGCCUCUCUUUCUAUCUUCUAUCGAUAUUUCCACGCUGACUGCUCUUCUGAACUUGCUAACUGCAUGCCUCCCGCGGCCCCGCUGCACACGACUUUCUACUCAUGCUCAUCCCUAUACUGUCCAAACCUCUUAUGCAAGAGUUAACCAGCAUCUUCACUCUUUCAUCCCUCACGCUGGUAAACUCUGGAACAAUCUUCUUUCAUCUGUAUUUCCUCCUGCCUACGAUUUGAACUCUUUCAAAAGGAGGGUAUCAGGACACCUCUCCUCCCGAAAUUGACCUUUCUUUCGGCCACCUCUUUUGAUUCUUUUUUGGGAGCAGCGAGUAGCAGGCUUUUUUUUUAUUAUUUUCUUUUUUUGUGUGCCCUUGAGCUGCCUCCUUUGUUGUAAAAAUAAAAAAAAGUGUUUUCAUUUGUCACGAUAUUCAUCAUGUACAAAUACUCAGCUAAUUUUGUUGUAUCCCAUAAUUACUUGAUACUGUAUUUUUUUUCUAUGAAUUGUCUGUUUCCCUCGCUAAAGUGCAACCUGUCAUGUACAGUUUUGACUAAUAACAUUAUUUUAUCGUA